Messenger RNA from Conger conger (European conger), 2472 nucleotides. RefSeq names its product ATP-binding cassette, sub-family G (WHITE), member 8 (gene abcg8). The transcript has 14 exons. The record is from RefSeq and is a predicted model, not a curated record. Gene Ontology annotation, biological process: cholesterol homeostasis. NCBI's taxonomy places the organism in Eukaryota, Metazoa, Chordata, Actinopteri, Anguilliformes, Congridae. The coding region runs from base 1 to 2049 and encodes 682 amino acids. Gene Ontology annotation, cellular component: plasma membrane. Gene Ontology annotation, molecular function: ATP hydrolysis activity; ATP binding; ABC-type transporter activity.
AUGAGCGGUGGCGUCCGGAGCUUCAACGCCACCGCGCCACUUCAGCUAUGGUCUUCAGCUCUUCUCACUCAGCUCAAGUCUUCCAUCCCAAGGAGGACGCGGGGGCAGCUCUUCUCCUCCGCAGAUGAGGACAGCAGCCUGUACUUCACCUACAGCGGGGGACGCAACGAGCUGCAGAUCAGAGACCUGCACUACGAGGUGGACACGGCAGCCCAGAUCCCGUGGUAUGAGAAGCUGUCGGAGUUUAAGAUGCCCUGGGAGAUGCAGAGCAGCAAGCAGACCGCCAUCAACAACCUGAACCUGCGUGUACACAGCGGACAGAUGCUGGCCAUCAUCGGCAGCUCAGGCUGUGGGAAGACGUCCCUGCUGGACAUCGUGACGUGCCGUGACGAGGGCGUCUCGACGCGGCUGGGCGAGGUGCUGAUUAACGGGCAGCCCAGCACGCCGCAGCUGGUGCGGAAGAGCAUCGCCCACGUGCGCCAGGACGACCGGCUGCUGCCCCACCUCACCGUGCGCGAGACGCUCGCCUUCGUGGCCAAGCUGCGCCUGCCCACGCACUUCUCCCAGGCCCAGCGCGACCAGAGGGUGGACGACGUCAUCGCCGAGCUGCGGCUGCGUCAGUGCGCACACACGCGCGUGGGGAACGACUACGUGCGCGGCGUGUCCGGGGGCGAGCGCCGGAGGGUCAGCAUCGCCGUGCAGCUGCUCUGGAACCCGGGUAUCCUGAUCCUGGACGAGCCCACGUCGGGGCUGGACAGCUUCACGGCCCAUAACCUGGUGAUCACGCUGUCCCGCCUGGCCCGGGGGAACCGGCUGGUCCUGCUCUCGGUGCACCAGCCGCGCUCCGACAUCUUCCAGCUGUUUGACCUGGUGGUGCUGCUCUCCUCGGGGUCCGCCGCGUACUACGGCCCCGCCCAAGAGAUGGUGCCCUACUUCACCGCGCUGGGACACCCCUGCCCCCGCUACUGCAACCCCUCCGACUUCUAUGUGGACCUGAUCAGCAUCGACCGGCGCAACCCGGACAGUGAGGCAGAGUGCCUGGCUCGGGCCAAGGUGCUGGCGGAGCAGUUCCUGGAGAAGGUGAAGGGGACGGACGACUUCAUGUGGAAACCCGAGGAGCCCAGCGCCCUUCCUGACUGCGCCAGUCCUGCGCCGAGGCUCCAGGAAGAGGUGAUCACCAUCUCUAACCACGAAGACGCCCUGCCCGGCCGCAUGCACCAGUUCUCCAUACUCAUCAGGCGGCAGGUGUACAAUGACUUCCGUGACCUGGUGACCCUGCUGGUGCACGGCAUGGAGGCCCUGCUGAUGUCCCUGCUGAUCGGCUUCCUGUACUAUGGGGCGGGCGGGGAGCGGCUGUCCAUCCAGGACACCGUGGCCCUGCUCUACAUGAUCGGGGCCUUGACCCCCUUCGCCGUCGUGCUCGACGUCAUCGCCAAGUGCCACUCUGAACGAGCCAUGCUGUAUCACGAGCUGGAGGACGGGAUGUACUCGGUCACCUCGUACUUCUUCGCCAAGGUCCUGGGUGAGCUGCCGGAGCACUGCGCGUUCACGCUGGUGUACGGGCUGCCCAUCUACUGGCUGGCGGGGCUGAACGAGGCGCCGGAGCGCUUCCUGCUCAACUUCCUGCUGGUCUGGCUGACGGUGUACUGCAGCCGCUCCAUGGCGCUGUUCGUGGCUGCCGCCCUGCCCACGCUGCAGACCGCCGCCUUCAUGGGGAACGCCCUCUUCACCGUCUUCUACCUGACCGGCGGCUUCGUCAUCAGCCUGGAGAACAUGUGGACGGUGGCCUCCUGGUUCUCCCACGCCUCCUUCAUGCGCUGGGGCUUCGACGGGAUGCUGCAGGUGCAGUUCCGGGGCCUGAUGUACCAGGUGCAGCUGGGAAACCUCACCUUAACCGUAGACGGGAUCAAGGUGGUCAAUGCCAUGGACAUGAACCAGUACCCCUUGUACUCCUGCUACCUGGUCCUGAUCACCGUGUGCGUGGCCUUCAUGGUGCUGUACUACCUGGCGCUGCGCUUCAUCAAACAGAAGUCCAGCCAAGACUGGUGAAACGCCGCACCCGCGCCUCGUUCGACGAGCGCCAAGCCGUUUUCACCGGCGCUGUACACAAUUGCACUACCGCGUUCUGCCGCUGGAUGGCAGCAAAGUACUGCAUUCUCUCUCACUGAACUCUCAAAAGAGGGUGCUUGGCAAAUGUUGUAAGCAUUCGUCAGAUAUCCAUCAUUGGCAUUUUCUUGCUCCGUUUUCAAUCCAUUUUUUUUUCCUUUUUUACAUAAUCGUUUUUGUAUAUGUAAGAUUAUAAAAGCAACAUUGAAAAGCUUCUGGUAGAUUUAAUAAAUUACAGUCUACCCGGAGGUCUUUGCGUGUCAUUGUAUUAUGCACGUUUUGCACUGGUGCAAAACCUUGAUACAUUUAUUGUGUAAAAUUUGAUAACAUUUUGCAUCGCACCACAUGUAUAUCUACUGUACUCCA